AUGAUAACUGGGAACGGUAUCAUAUUUUUAGGUACAGGUUCUUCAUCGUCCACGCCCAAACUAUCCCACAUAUUCAAAAACUCCAAGGUUUUGUCCAACAGAAAUAAGGGGGAACCCCAGAGCUCGGAACUGAGGCAAGAAGACAUUGAACAUAUAGACAAAUUUGUAGACGAGUUGGUUGAACAUGAUAUAGAAUGUAUUGAUCAGCUGAACGAUUUGUAUUUAAGGAAAAGGUACCCGGAUUGCGAUGGUUUAAAAUGCUAUACUUGUUACGAUGCACUGAAUGGUGACUCCAAGAAUAAGAGAAAUAACAUCUCUGUGCUGGUCAAGUCAAAUGACUCGUAUGUCUUAAUUGAUGUCGGGAAAACCUUCAGGGACAGCCUGUUACGGAACAAGGACAAAAUUAACUUCUAUGAAAUCAAGCUAGACUCAGUGCUGAUAAGCCACAGCCACACGGACGCGCUGAACGGGAUAGAUGACCUGAGAGAUCUACAAGAGUACAACAAAAUAACCAUAGGAGACAGCUAUUACUACACCCCAAAGAACCCAAUUGAUAUUUACCUGAAUUCUGUUUCAUAUGAGCGACUACGAAAUGGUUAUGAAUACCUGGUGAAGAAGAGGAAGGAAAACAUUUUCUCUUCCAAAAUAGCAGCACUUAACUUGUUAGUUAUCAAGGAUGAAAAGUAUAACAAAUUAAUCCUUGAAGAAAAAACGGCUAAUCAGAUAAAGGAUGGGACAGCUGUCAUGCCAAAGGAGGACCAUAAAGGUACUACAAAUAGUACACAGAGGAACCCAAUAAAUGGUGGGAACAAAAUUAAGAAGAGUGGGGGGUACGACGAUGAUAAGGGGGGGCAGAAGGAAACCCUCCUCAACAAUGAUGGUGAUGAUGGAAAGGAUUAUGAUGACGAUGGUGAUGAUAACAACAACAAUGAUGAUGAUGAUGGGACUUGUGUAAAUAUACAUACGUACAACAAAAAAGAUGAAUACGGUUAUGUAUACACAGAAUUUGACAAGAACAAGCGCAUAAGAUUUAUUCCGUUCCAACAUGGGCGAAACUACGUAUGUGUAGGCUAUAUCAUAGGAGACAAUGAAAAGUUGGUUUACAUAUCAGACUGUUCUUAUAUACCCCCCAGUUUAUUGGAGUACAUAAAGAAGAUAGGCUCCACGGAAGUGUUAAUCAUAGACGCCCUUUAUUAUAAGGCAAAACAUUAUUCACAUUUUUCUUUGCACGAAAGUAUAAAAAUUGCUCUACUUAUCAAACCGAAGAAAGUGUAUUUUAUUGGAAUGUCCUGCGAUAUAGAACAUUAUAUCACUAAUUUAUUUUUGAAAAAAUUAUCGAAUAAAUAUCCAGACAUUUCCUUUUCCUUGGCUCAUGACGGUUUGUUUGUGCCCAUCAACUUUUAG
Molecule: messenger RNA, 1404 nt
Organism: Plasmodium knowlesi strain H
Lineage: Eukaryota; Apicomplexa; Aconoidasida; Haemosporida; Plasmodiidae
Exons: 3
Coding region: 1-1404 (467 amino acids)
Source: RefSeq, a predicted model, not a curated record